Molecule: messenger RNA, 827 nt
Organism: Dinoponera quadriceps
Lineage: Eukaryota; Metazoa; Arthropoda; Insecta; Hymenoptera; Formicidae
Product: cytochrome P450 4C1-like
Exons: 4
Coding region: 301-672 (123 amino acids)
Molecular function (GO): oxidoreductase activity, acting on paired donors, with incorporation or reduction of molecular oxygen; iron ion binding; monooxygenase activity
Source: RefSeq, a predicted model, not a curated record
UUCAGUAUCGCAGCGACAGUCGCAUAGAUCUCAUCCACCAGCUUGUUCUGGCGAGACAUAAUUAUUUUGCAAACAUACAAAACAGCAAAGCCGUUCAUUGCUGAGUUCGAAAAUAAUCAUCACGAUACUUUUAUUCCUAAUUAUUGUUAUCAUUAUUAUAUUUGCUUAUGAUUAUUACGUGCAUCACUCAGGAGCCGGACGAUUGAUCAAUGAAAUACCAGGACUGAAAGGUAUUCCGAUUCUUGGCAAUAUAGUGCAAAUAUAACUGCCACGCGACAAACUUUGGUUGUUUUUUGUACUAUGAUGGACAAAUAUUAUCCAAUUACUAAAUUUUGGGGGUUCCAUAUAUGUUUGGUAACUAUCCGUCAUCCAGAUGAUCUCGAGGUAAUAUUAAACAAUACGAAGCAUAUAGAAAAAAGUAUAAUAUACAAUAUUUUUAUUCCUUGGCUAAAUACUGGACUUCUUACCAGCAGAGAUGCCAAGUGGCACUCACGACGUAAGAUACUGACGUCUGCAUUUCAUUUCAAUGUAUUGCGAAAGUAUGUUGAUGUUUUAAUUGUGGAGCGACAACUCAUGACCAAGACCUUAAAAGAUGUCGGUGGAACUAUUGAAAAGAAUGUCUUUACAUUUGCUUCUGAACAUACGUUGAACGCAAUAUAUGGUAAAUUAUGAGAUAUUUUUAUUAUGUGAGUCUAUAUAAAGUUUAUUUGGCAUAACCAAAAGUAAGAGAAUUUGUUUGCGCGUAUAGACGGUACGUUAAAUUAACGAUCAUUGAUAUUUCCGUAGUGAUUAUUACUGGUUGUCUCAGACAUAGACAAAUUGCGUAA